AUGACGGUAUACAUUGCUUACGAGGAUAUCUCAUACAAAGAAUGUUUGACCAGAUACGAAAAGAAAACUCGAAAUCUACUUCGCUUUGAGGAUAUGUUGAACGAGCUCACCCAGCAUAAUCUGGCAACGCUAUGGAACAUCCAUUUUGAGACUCUGAGUAAGGAUCCAGUUGGACAAUCCGGGUUGCGCCCGCUUUCUGUAUUAUCGCUCUUGACUCCAGAGAACAUCCCAUUCGAACUGCUCGAAGCCGAUGAUAAUGUAUCAUUGCCAAAAGAUUACGACGAUCUCUGUAAGGAUGAGAACGAAUUUGAGGCCACCCGCGACCUAUUAGUGAGACUGGUGCUCAUAAAGAAGCACGAGCAUUCCCUCUCCCUCCAUCGGCUCGUGCAAAAGGCAUUUUAUUUCAGCCAAUCCGGAAACAAGACCAAUCCGCGACAAGAAGCGUUUAAUACUGCUGUGAAACUUGUGAACGCAAAGUUUCCUAAGACGGGUGGAGUAGCAAGCCUUUAUGAACACUGGGAAGAAUCUACGCUUACUGUGGAUGUAGAGGCGGAGGUGUAUGCCGAGCCAAUAGAUCAUACAGAUCUACAUGAGGAUCUACAGGUCAAAGCUGCAGAGGAAUUCCAGCAGUCAGAGUGUUCCCGAUUACUUCCGCACUGCCAGUGUCUUGCUACAUCCUGUGUCAGACAGGAGUCUACACGUAAGCAUGACCGUCUCGCGAUUUUGCCGGAUUUUGAAGAGCUACUGAAGAAUUGCGCAUGGAAUUUGUACGAGAUCAGCGAAAGCCCCGAAAGCCUAACUUUGGUAGAAAUCGCGCAGCGCGCGUGUACGGAUAAGAGCAGUCUUCUUUACUCCCAGCUAUGUAACAACGCCGGCUGCGUUGACUUCGAGAUGAACCGGAAUGUGGCAUGCUACGAAAACCUUUCCAAGGCUUUGGAGAUUCGCCUGAACCUAUUGCCACACGAUCACCUUGAUAUCGCCAACACGUAUCGCAAACUAUCACUCCUCACUCGGGACAACUUCGACCACGGACAUGAGCUUGUCAAGAGUAAGCCAAAAAGUAUGCUCAGGGCAGAUAUGCUCUACAAGCGUGCAUUUGUGCAGACCCAUCUUGGUCAAUACGGGAAAUCACUGUACGACUUACGCCUGGCUAUUGCAAUCGCGGAAGAUCGUAAGGUGACUGGUCAUGUUGCUCGGUCAAUAUGGUGGAAAGCGAAUGUGGUUGAGAGGCAACCAGUUCACGAACGUUUGAAGGAGAACGAUAUCCGCAGUUUGAAAUUGCGGGCUGAGAUACUGAAAGCAGCAAUCUUAGAAGACGGAAGCCUGGGAAAUUACCUGAAAAUCUGA
This is a messenger RNA of Mytilinidion resinicola, 1347 nucleotides long. RefSeq lists its product as uncharacterized. The coding region runs from base 1 to 1347 and encodes 448 amino acids. The transcript has 5 exons. NCBI's taxonomy places the organism in Eukaryota, Fungi, Ascomycota, Dothideomycetes, Mytilinidiales, Mytilinidiaceae. The record is from RefSeq and is a predicted model, not a curated record. Gene Ontology annotation, molecular function: protein binding.